AGGGCAGAGCUGGAAGUUGGAGGAGUUGGAGGGUCCCCCCACCCCCGCCCCACCAGGGCUGCCCUGAGGAGACGCAGAUGCAGGAGCCAGUGUCGGGGCGCGGGCGGGGUGGUAGGGCUGCGGGGAAGGUUCCGGCUGCGGCCCGGGGGCCUUGUGCGGGCUCUGCGCAGCCCAGGUGGCGACCGCUGUGGCUGGAAGCCGUGUGUGGGGGCCGGGGGUCGUGCUGAGCAGCGUGGCUGUCCCCGGAUACAGCCGUUCUCAGCUGGAGACGAAACUCCCACGUCAGCUUCGGACCCCCGAGACGUUAAGAAAUAUGUAAACCCCUCCGCCUCCGCAAACACCGAGACGCAAGUAUUGUAGACUGAGCCCAAAUGAGCCUGUGUCCCCCGAGCACUCAUGAUGAAGCAGCAUCUGGCUCUGAUCGGCUUGGCCUUCCUGUGGCUGCUUCCGGGGGGACACCCUCAGCAGACAGCGGAGGACGCCUGCUCCCUGCAUAUUCUUGUCCCAGGCCUCAAAGGGGAUGCUGGAGAGAAGGGAGACAAAGGUGCACCCGGACGGCCUGGAAGAGUCGGCCCCACAGGAGAGAAAGGAGACAUGGGUGACAAAGGACAGAAGGGCAGUGUGGGUCGCCAUGGAAAAAUUGGUCCCAUUGGUUCUAAAGGUGAAAAAGGAGAUUCUGGUGACAUGGGACCCCCUGGCCCUAAUGGAGAACCAGGCAUCCCAUGUGAGUGCAGCCAGCUGAGGAAGGCCAUCGGCGAGAUGGACAACCAGGUCACGCAGCUGACGACCGAGCUAAAAUUCAUAAAAAAUGCACUGCCCUCCCCCGCAGCUGUCGCCGGCGUGCGCGAGACGGACAGUAAGAUCUACCUGCUGGUGAAGGAGGAGAAGAGGUACGUGGACGCGCAGCUGUCCUGCCAGGGCCGCGGGGGCACGCUGGGCAUGCCCAAGGACGAGGCCGCCAACGGCCUGAUGGCCGCCUACAUCGCGCAGGCCGGCCUGGCCCGCGUCUUCAUCGGCAUCAACGACCUGGAGAGGGAGGGCACGUUCGUGUACUCGGACCGCUCGCCCAUGCAGACGUUCAACAAGUGGCGCAGCGGCGAGCCUAACAACGCCUACGACGAGGAGGACUGUGUGGAGAUGGUGGCCUCGGGCGGCUGGAACGACGUGGCCUGCCAUGUCACCAUGCACUUCCUGUGCGAGUUCGAUAAGGAGCACGUGUGAGCGCGGUGGCCGGUCCCCCUCCGCCCCCACCCCGGGCCGCCCCUGCCACCCCCCGUGCCUCCCGUGCGCUUGCCCUCUGCGCUGGCGGCCCCACCUCCCGUUGGCUGCGUUUCUGGGCCGGGGACAGCGUGGUGCUCGGGAGGGAGACCGCGGGGCUGGCUGGGGGCCUGGUGGCCGAAGAAGUCACGUGUUAUCCCCCUUACCGUCGCCGCCGGCUCCGUGGGGGAAUUGUUACUCAGAAUCGCUCUGCCUUUGUCCAAACUAUAAAAUAAAAGCUUGAAAUACGA
Molecule: messenger RNA, 1508 nt
Organism: Lutra lutra (Eurasian river otter)
Lineage: Eukaryota; Metazoa; Chordata; Mammalia; Carnivora; Mustelidae
Gene: COLEC11
Product: collectin subfamily member 11
Exons: 7
Coding region: 397-1221 (274 amino acids)
Source: RefSeq, a predicted model, not a curated record